This is a messenger RNA of Solanum stenotomum, 1696 nucleotides long. RefSeq names its product protein NRT1/ PTR FAMILY 8.1-like. The transcript is spliced from 4 exons. Bases 8 to 1696 code for a protein of 562 amino acids. Gene Ontology annotation, molecular function: tripeptide transmembrane transporter activity. The record is from RefSeq and is a predicted model, not a curated record. Gene Ontology annotation, biological process: transmembrane transport; oligopeptide transport. NCBI's taxonomy places the organism in Eukaryota, Viridiplantae, Streptophyta, Magnoliopsida, Solanales, Solanaceae. Gene Ontology annotation, cellular component: membrane.
GCUAGAAAUGGAAAGAGCAGAUGAUGUCUACACAAAAGAUGGGACAACUGAUAUCAAUAAAGCACCAGCUAACAAGAAAAAAACUGGGACAUGGAAGGCUUGUUUCUUCAUCCUUGGGGAGGAAAUCUCUGAGAGACUAGCGUACUUUGGUACGAGUGCUAAUUUGGUUAAUUAUCUUCAUCAAAUGCUUGGCCUAAACAACGCGGCUGCAUCAAAAGUUGUAACAAACUUUCAAGGAACUUGCUAUGUCACGCCUUUGCUCGGAGCAUUCUUAGCUGAUGCUUACUUUGGGAGAUACUGGACAAUAGCAAUUUUCUCAAUCAUUUAUAUAAUGGGAAUGACUCUAUUGACAAUGUCAGCUUCAAUAGUUGGAAUAAAGCCAUCAUGUCAUAAUGGAAUUUGCCACCCAACAGAGCUAGAGAAAACAACAUUCUACAUUGCAAUUUACUUGAUUGCUUUAGGGACUGGUGGCAUCAAACCAUGUGUGUCCUCUUUUGGGGCUGAUCAGUUUGAUGACAACGAUGAGGUCGAAAAGAGAAGGAAAAGCUCCUUCUUUAACUGGUUUUAUCUGUCAAUCAAUAUUGGUUCUCUUAUUGCUUCAUCAGUCCUUGUUUGGAUACAAACGAGUGUCGGCUGGGGCUGGGGUUUCGGAAUUCCAGCUGUUGCAAUGGCUAUUGCUCUUAUGUUUUUCUUUGCAGGCACUCGUUUUUAUAGGCUCCAGACGCCAGGAGGUAGUCCAUUGAUUCGGAUGUUGCAAGUAUUGGUAGCUUCUAUGAGAAAAUGGGAUGUUAAACCUCCUGCUGAUAAAUCUCUUCUUUAUGAGACUGCUAAUGAGGAAUCAAGCAUCCAGGGAAGCCGCAAGCUCGCUCAUACGGAUAAAUUCAGCUUCUUGGACAAGUCUGCUGUGGAAACAACACGCGAUAAAGUAAAUGGAUCGGUGAAUCCCUGGAGGCUCUGUACCGUGACACAAGUUGAGGAAAUAAAGUCUAUUAUUUGUCUACUCCCAGUGUGGGCAUGCUGCAUUAUGUUCAUGACUGCAUACAGUCAGAUGAACACAACAUUUGUGCUCCAAGGGAACACAAUGGACCGCCACAUGGGCGGUCAUUUCAAAAUACCAUCAGCAUCUUUGACAGUAUUCGAAACAAUCAGUGUGAUACUAUGGGUGCUGAUAUAUGACCAACUCAUCAUCCCCUUUGCUAGAAAGUACACAGGCCACGCCCGGGGAUUCACUCAGCUUCAGAGGAUAGGUAUAGGCCUUGUAAUAUCUAUAUUGUCCAUGGUAUCUGCUGGUGUUGUGGAAGUAGUACGCCUCGACUACAUCAAACAGAAGGGGUAUUAUGAUGUCAAGACAAUUCCUAUGUCUAUCUUCUGGCAAGUUCCUCAGUAUUUUUUCAUUGGAUGCGCGGGGGUAUUCACGUUGAUAGGUCAAGUGGAAUUCUUCUAUGAUCAAGCUCCCGAUGCGAUGAGAAGCUUAUGUUCAGCCCUAUUGUUGAUGGCAGCUGCAUUAGGUAGCUAUUUGAGUAGUUUCCUAGUUACAAUAGUGACAAGGAACAAGAAGUUUGGAUGGAUAACAGAAAAUUUGAACAAAGGGCAUUUAGAUUACUUCUUUUGGCUAUUGGUUAUACUUAGCAUUAUCAACUUCAUGGUGUUUCUAUUGGUUUCAAGAUUGUAUGUCUACAAGAAGGUUAUUCAUUGA